This is a messenger RNA of Lutzomyia longipalpis, 11880 nucleotides long. It is a transcript of the gene Dhc62B, whose product is annotated as dynein axonemal heavy chain 7. The transcript is spliced from 6 exons. The record is from RefSeq and is a predicted model, not a curated record. Gene Ontology annotation, molecular function: ATP binding; dynein light intermediate chain binding; dynein intermediate chain binding. The coding region runs from base 1 to 11787 and encodes 3928 amino acids. Gene Ontology annotation, cellular component: dynein complex. Lineage: Eukaryota; Metazoa; Arthropoda; Insecta; Diptera; Psychodidae. Gene Ontology annotation, biological process: microtubule-based movement.
AUGAGCAAGUAUCUGUCGAAACUCAUAAAGCCACCACGGGAUUAUGAAAAGUACGAGAAUGAUGCAUUUUCUCAGCAUCCAUUGAUGAAGUUCCGGCUCUCAAAUAUCCGGGAAAGGAGGCAUUUCAGUAUGCUCAAGCACAGGGCAGCUCUGGGAAAAAUUCGCGUUUGUCGAACAAUUCCGGAAGAUCUAUCGGAUGUCCUGCCCCAGAGGCAGGAUAAGAUAAGACAGCAGCUCUAUAUGUAUGCCAAUAGUGCUCCAAUCCCGAAAAUUCUUCACAGAACUGAGAAGAAAAUCAUUGAGUAUGUCCCUGAGAGGCUGAGAAAACGCUACCCAAAUGCCGUUGAGGACUACAUGAAGGAAGUUCGGGAGGAUUAUGAUAAGAUAAUUCGUGCUUUUAGCAUUCAGAAGAUCCUAGUGCCGAAGGAGGGGGAAUUUGUGCCGCCACGAGAGGAAUUCCGGUUGAAAGCUAAAGGACGCACGAGGAACUAUCGGCAAUUCCUUCACAAUCGCAAGCAAAUCUCCAAGAAUCUCCUCAUCACCGCACCCUACAUUCGUUGCAUUGUGCACUUUGCCAAUUUGGACUUUCCGGAUGUUUUGAAUGAUUUAUCGCGCUACCGGAAAUUGGGGGAGAUUAUUCUGGAUGAAUUAGAGAAUAAGGCUCGAAAGGAUUUGUACACAAAUGCGGAAUUUCUCAAGAAGUUCUGGUACCCGAAGAUUGUAAAAGUUAUGCUGAAGUACUACAAGAAGAAAGUCAUUAGCCGUGUGGAACUUCCGAGAAUCCUUCAGUGCGCCACAACAUUGAUUAAUCGUCAAAUAACUGAACUUAAAAUUCGCACCUUAAACCACAUUUGCGAAGUUAUUGGAGAUCGUGAGAAAAUUCCCUAUUUAAAGGUGAGCCUAAUCUGCGAGAAAUCAAUCGAUUUGUACCCAACGCUGGAGAAGAUCUUCAAAGUCUAUCACGAUAUGUUGGAUGAUGUUGCGGAAAUAGGAACAAAUUUGACCUCAUUGGAGAUUUUAGUUGAUUCAGAAUUAUUUAAGAAUCACGAUGAAUACUUGAAGAUCAGCGUUGGGGAGAUUUACAUGAAGGAAGCUCAUGAGAAAUUGAACAAGGUCCUGGAGAAGGCCUACUCUCCAGUUAUCCUGUACUUGUCGAGCUUUCAGGAUGAAUAUAAGUUUCUCUCAAAUCCCGAAACUAGAAUUUCCAUUGAGAGUUUUUUGGAAGUUAUUCACACAUUUGAUGAAUAUUUGAGCAAAAUUGAAACAAUUCAAAUCUUCAUUGAUAAGCUCAGACGAUGCAUACUCCGGGAAUUCUUUGACUUUAUGACUCUCAAUCAAUUCGAGGCGAUCCAGAGUCUUCGGGAGAUUGCUGAUAAUCUCGUGGAUAAGAUCACUGAUCACAUUGUGACGUCACACAGGAAAAUGUGUGAUGAUAUUUGUGCAACAUUCGUUGAGAUUAAACGGAAGGCUCUUGAGAUUCCAAAAUCAACGGAGAGUCUGUUGGAGUCGGCCGAGUACAUGGUGUACGUGAAGACGCAGCAAAUGAAGGAGUUGCAGGAUCGCAUUGAGGAGUGCUUGAAGAUCGGAGGGACUCUCCUUGAAUUCAAGGAACUCUCCAAGGAUCACUUAGCAGCACAGAUCGCCACAAUUAACUGGUACAACAACAUUGACGAUGUCUUCGAACAGAACGCCCAACUGCAGGAGUUCUACAAAUUCCAAUUCGAAGAACAUCUGCAGAAUGUUGCAAAGAAGCUAAAUGAAGACAUUGCCGAGAUGCUACCAAGCCUGUCAAUAAUUGACGAUAUGUGUGAAACGGAGAAGUUCAGAGAAUACUACGGAUUACUGCAGAAUAUCAUUGAUAAUCUCAAAAUAUUCGAGAACUACGUUGAUUGGCUCAAUAAGGAGGAGAAGCUGUUCAAGUUCCCUAAAUCAACCUAUCCCGUCCUCGAUGCAAUCAAGAAUUUUGUGAUUCCUUUCACGAAACUCAUGAAGCUCUGUAUUGAGUGGUUGCGUCACUUCUACGUAUGGAUGGAUGGACCAUUUGAGUACCUCGAACCAGACUUUGUCGCAAGGACUGUUGAGGAGUACCUCAAGGAAUUCCAAGAGACUCAGAAGUACUAUCAUAAUCGCAUUAAGGCUGACCUUAUUGGGAAUCCAAUUUGCAAAUUUCGCGGGCAAACGGAGGAUCCAUCGGUUGAGAAGCAUCCAGUUCCACUGAAACUCUGUCAUAAAAUGAUUAGUUGGAUUCAAGAAUUCGGCCUGGGAGUGCAGAUUGUUAAGAUAAUCUGCAAUCCUGCUCUACGGGAGAGGCAUUGGAAUGAAAUGUCGCAGAUGGUUGGCUUUGAUUUAACACCCGAUGCUGGGACAACACUGAGAAAAUUUAUAGACUACAAACUUGAGGAUAAAUUGGGUGAUUUUGAGAUUAUCAGCAUUGGGGCAAACAAGGAGCUGCAGCUGCAACAAAAUCUCACGGGAAUGAUUGAAGAAUGGUCAGGUGUUUGCUUCAAAAUUGGCUCAUUCAAAAAUACAUCUCUGACAAUCCUUACCGGUGUGGAGGACAUUCAGGGAUUGCUGGGAGAUCACAUUAACAAAACUCUCGCCAUGAGAGGAUCAGCCUUUGUAAAGCCGUGCGAAGUUGAGGUGAAAGCUUGGUACUCUAAACUCGUACGUGUUAAUUCAACAAUUGAACAGUGGCUAAGGGUACAGAUGCUUUGGCUCUACUUCCUGCCAAUCUUCUCAGCUCCUGAUAUUGUUGCUCAAAUUGAAAGUGAAGGAGAUUUAUUCAGAGAAGUUGAUGGAAUCUUUCACAAAUACAUGAAGAUUAUCCUUGAUGAAGCAGAAGUAAUGAAAACAGCACCAAUUGGAGGUUUUCUUGAGGAUCUACAAGAUGCCAAUAAGAAGCUGGAUACCAUCACGUGGGGAGUUAAUGGAUAUCUCGAUAGGAAACGUCUGUUCUUCUCACGUUUCUUCUUCCUCUCAAAUGAUGAAAUGUUGGAGAUCUUGUCAGAGACCAAAGAUCCCGUAAAAGUUGAAUCGCACCUCCUGAAAAAAUGCUUCGAAGGCAUCGAUAGACUUUCCUUUGACGAUGAAUUGAAUAUAAGAGAAAUUCGUAGCGAUCUUGGAGAGAGGAUUGAACUACUGCGACAGAUUUCAACGCAAAAUGCCCGCGGGAGUGUUGAAAAAUGGCUUUGGGAGGUUGAGAGAGAAAUGAUAAAGGCAGUUAAAGAUCAAAUUCAGGAAGCAUUUAAAGAUAUUUCCCAAACAAAUCGCUCAGAAUGGAUUUUCAAGUGGCCACAGAUGGUUGUGCUGUGUUGCCAAAAAAUCUUUUGGACUUUUGACAUUGAAGGUUGCUUUAGGGCAGACAAUCCCGUGCAGAUGAUCAGGAAUAAAUUAAAGGAGCAUGAAGAGGUCCUCACGAAGAAUGUUGAUUUGAUAAGAUCUUCAGAUUUAACACCACUGCAGUGGAUUGUCCUGAAAUCCUUGAUUGUUUUGGAUGUUCACUCCCGAGAUGUCUACAGGGAGCUCCAGGAGAAAUCUCUGGUAUCUGCUGAUGAAUUUCUCUGGCUAGCACAGCUACGAUACUACCUCCUCCACGGAGAAGUCUCUUUAAAUAUUAUAAAUGCAAAAAUAGCAUUUGGAUAUGAAUAUUUGGGGAAUCACGACCGAUUGGUGGUGACUCCGUUGACAGAUCGUUGCCACAGAACAAUGAUUGCCGGGCAUCAGUUGCACCUAUUCGGAGCCCCUGAGGGUCCAGCUGGUAGUGGGAAAACGGAAACGUGCAAGGAUCUCGCUAAGGCAAUUGCAAUUCACUGCAAAGUUUUCAAUUGUUCCGAUUCUCUGGACUUUACAAUUGUUGGGAGAUUCCUCAAAGGAGUCGCAUCCGGAGGUGCUUGGAUAUGCUUCGAUGAGUUUAACAGGGUUAAAUUGGAAGUUCUGUCCGUCAUUGCACAGCAGAUAUAUACAAUUAUACAAGCUAUUCGGGCGAGAUUGUGCAAAUUUUCAUUCGAUGGCUUGGAACUCCCACUAAAACCAUCAUGCUACGUUUGUGUUACAAUGAAUCCAGGCUACAUUGGUAGAUCUGAACUGCCAGAUAACAUCAGAACACUCUUCCGGACAGUUGCCAUGAUGAUUCCAGACUACAAAAUUAUCGGAGAAGUUUCUCUCUUUUCCUACGGAUUUCACGAAGCUAAGAAGCUAGCUAGGAAAAUUGCUACAAUCUACCGGCUAUGCUCUGAGCAGCUGUCAGCUCAGCAUCACUACGACUACGGAAUGAGGGCUAUUAAGAGUGUCAUCGUAGCCUGUGGGAAGCUCAAAAAACUCCAUAAGAAGGAAGAUGAAGAACUUCUUCUCUAUCGAGCUCUUUUGCAUGUAAAUCUUCCGAAAUUUGUCUCCUAUGAUAUUCCUCUUUUUGAAAAUAUAAUGAAGGACUUAUUUCCCGGUAAAGUAAUUCCGGAAGAAAAUCGAACAGCCUUCGAGGAGGCCUUCAGGGUAGUUUGUCAGGAAAGAAAUCUUCAACCAGAGGAGGUUUUCUUGAAGAAAACACAACAAAUUUAUGAAAUGAUGACUAUUCGGCACGGGAUGAUGAUUCUGGGGGAACCAUUCUCAGGGAAAACUUCCUGCCUUCGUGUUCUAUCUGAUACACUAAAGAUUCUUUCCGCACAAAAUACAGCAAAGUAUCAGAAUGUCUUGAUUGAGAUUUUAAAUCCAAAGUGUGUGACGAUAAAUGAACUUUAUGGGAAAUUUGUUGGAGCUACAAAUGAGUGGACAGAUGGGAUUAUUUCAAAGAUUUUCCGGCAAUUUUGUCAUGAGAAAAGUAAUUCUUGGAAAUGGGUAAUCUAUGAUGGACCUGUUGAUGCAAUUUGGAUUGAGAAUAUAAACACUGUUCUUGAUGACAACCGUAAGUUAUGCUUAACUUCCGGCGAAGUGAUCGAGAUGCCAAAGAAUAUGAUUAUGAUCUUUGAAGUGAUGACAGUUGAGCAUGUUUCCCCAGCUACGAUCUCUCGCUGUGGAAUGGUCUUUAUGGACCCUAAAGCACUAGGAUGGAAAGUUCUUGCACGCUCCUGGACUAAUCGAUGCAAUCCUGCCUGGAUGGAAGGGAAUAAAGAUUUCAUCCUUGAUCUUUUCACGUGGAUUUUUCCUCUUUGCUUAAAAUUUCUCGAGCGGCACUGCAAGCAAUUCCUUCAGCCUGGGGAAAUGAAUCUCAUCAUGAGUACGCUGAAUCUCUUUGAGAUGUUCAUGAAUGAAGCAUGUGAAGAUAGUUCGGAGGAAUUUACAAAGAAUCUCUCAACGUGGUUUCAAGCUGCAACAGUUAUGGCAAUUUUUUGGGGCUUAGCAGGAAUUUUGGAUGCAACAUCACGUUCUAAAUUUGAUGCUUUCUUCCGCGAAAUAUGGCGAAAUGACGAAGAUAGCCCAUUGCCUGAGAGUGUGGGACGGAUAGAGGUGACAUUGCCGACAGAAGGUCUCCUUGUUGAGUACUGCUACCAUUUUAAGCAGAAAGGAAUGUGGAAGUAUUGGCCGGAUAUUGUGCGGAGGAUGGAACCGGAAACAACCCCUUUAGGUAUGCAGGUGCCAACAAUUGACACAGCAAGGUACUCAUACCUCUUUGAGCUGCUAAUUAAGAACAAGAAGCCCUUCUUGCUAACUGGCCCAACGGGAACUGGGAAGAGUUUCUUCAUACAGAAUUUUUUAAUGAGCAAAGUUGCACCGGAAACAUUUACGCCGUCCUUUGUAACGUUUACAGUGAUGAUUUCUGCAGGACAUACGCAGGAGUUGAUCCUUUCGAAAUUGGUGAAGAAGAGACGGUGGCAGUAUGGAGCUGCAAGGGGAAAGACAGCCAUUAUCUUUGUGGACGACAUGAAUAUGCCGGCAAAAGAUGAAUACGAAGCUCAACCACCUCUGGAGCUUCUUCGUCAGUAUUUUGAUCAUUCCUUCUGGCACACAGGUCCAGAUAGAAUAACCUUGAGAGAUAUUCUGCUAAUUUGUGCCUGUGGCCCUCCGGGGGGAUCUCGUCAAGUUGUCUACCAACGUGUUCUUCGGCACUUUAACAUCUUCUCCAUAAAUAAUUUCUCCGAAGAAUCCCUCAGUAGGAUCUUUUCCGCAAUCCUCCUCAAUGGACUCAAGACGCGUGGUCAUGCAUCAGAUGUUGUGGCAUCCGUUAACAGCAUGGUAGCUGCAACACUUCACAUCUACAGGAUUGCCUCAACAAUCCUACGACCAACACCACAGAAAUCUCACUAUAUUUUCAAUCUUCGUGAUAUUUCGAGAGUCAUCUCAGGUUGUUCCCUACUCCGCAAGGAAUCCGUUGACAAUAAGAAAAUGUUCCCAAAAAUUUGGCUUCAUGAAACAAUGAGAACUUUCUGUGAUCGUCUCACGGAUAGCAGAGAUCGAUAUUGGUUCUUUGGGAAAAUUUCAACUACAGCUGAAGAACAUUUCUCGGAGAAACUCUCAACAAUCUUCGAGGAAUACCGACAGGAGGGAAGUGAGGAUUUAGUACUUAAUGAUCUGAGGAAUUUCAUGUUUGCCUCCUAUUUGGAUUUGAACACGCCACUUGAGGAGAGAAAAUACGAAGAGAUUCCGGAUUUAAAUUCACUAAAAGAUCUCGCUCUGGCUAGCUUGGAGCAGUACAAUUCCAAGCAUACAGCUAAAUUGGAUAUUGUCCUAUUUGGGUAUGCUCUUGAGCAUCUCAAUAAGAUUUGUCGCGUUUUAACAGUUCCCGCAGGGAGUUGUCUUCUUGUGGGAAUUGGUGGAUCCGGAAGGCAGAGCUUGACGAAAGUUGCAGCGGGAAUUUGUCAGCAAAAUGUCUUCCAGCCACAUAUAACACGAGAAUACGGGUUAGAAGAUUGGCGUAGGGAUCUCAAGAUUGUUUUGAGAGAAGCCGGUGGCUUGGGUAAAGACACAAUCUUCCUCUUUACGGACAGUCAGGUGAAUCUUGAGGUCUUUCUCCAGGACAUUGAUUGCCUUUUGAAUCUCGGAGAGGUGCCCAACAUUUAUGGGAUUGAUGAGCGUCAGGAGAUCCUUGAAAUGGUACGCCUUGAUGCUCAAGGUGGGAAUAGGAAUAUCGACAUUAGCCCCCUACAGGUGUUCAGCUUCUUCGUCAAUCGCUGCCGGCAGCGUUUGCACAUUGUUCUCUGUUUCAGCCCCAUUGGGGACUCCCUGAGAACACGAGUGCGACUCUAUCCGUCCCUUGUGAAUUGCUGCACUAUCGAUUGGUACGAGGAUUGGCCACCGGAAGCAUUGGAAAUGGUUGCCGUACGCUACAUGCAGGCUAUUGAUAUUCCGGCGGCAAUCAAAGAAUCCGCUGUAGUUGCUUGUAAGCAUUUCCACUUGACAGCAACCAAAUUUUCCGGUGAAUUUUUCCGUGAAACAAGUCGAAUAAUUCACAUUACAUCAGCAUGCUACAUUGAACUCAUUAGAUCCUUUAGGGAUUUAAUGGAGAAGAAGCAAAAGGAAAUUCUCGAAUCAACAAAGCGUUAUGAGGCAGGAUUGGAAACAUUGGUACAGGCAUCCAAUACAGUGGCGAUCAUGCAGUGUGAUCUCAAUGAAUUGCAACCAAAAUUGAUAAUUAUGGCUGAAAAUUCACGUGAAAUGAUGAAGCAAAUUGAGAAGAAGACAAUUGAGGCGAGUGAAGCGAGUGAACAUGUGAAGAAGGAGGAAGUUAGUGCCAAUGCACAAGCUGCUGUUGCGCAGGAAUUGAAGGAUGAGUGCGAGAAGGAUCUAGCACAGGCUAUACCGAUUCUCGAGGAAGCUAUUCAGGCUCUGAAUACCCUCAAACCUGCUGAUAUUACCCUCGUGAAGUCCAUGAAGAAUCCCCCUGAGGUUGUAAAGCUCGUAAUGGCGGCGGUAUGUGUCAUCAAAGGUGUUCCGCCGGAUAGAAUAAAUGAUCCCGCAACAGGGAAGAAGAUCAUUGACUACUGGGGACCUAGCAAGAGAAUCCUUGGAGAUAUGGGUUUCCUGCAGUCGCUCAAGGAUUUCGAUAAGGAUAACAUUGGUGUGGAUAUUAUGAAGAAGAUCCGAAAGGAUUUUAUCCCGCACAAAGACUUUCAGCCACACAUUGUGCUGAAAGCUUCAAGUGCAGCUGAGGGGCUCUGCAAGUGGAUCAUUGCAAUGGAUUUGUAUGACUCAGUGGCAAAAAUUGUGGCUCCGAAGAAAACGCGCCUGGAGGUGGCUGAAAAGGAGUACGCAGACACGCUGAAGAUUCUCAAUGAGAAGCGGCAGAUGGCUGAUGAAUUGGAGCGGAAGGUUCAGCUGCUCAAUGAGCAACUAACAGAAGCAAAUCGCGAGAUGCAGCGGGUUGAGAUGGAAGUGGAUGUUUGUAAGAAUAAACUUCAACGAGCUGAGAGCUUAAUCGCAAGUUUGGGCGGUGAGAAAAAUCGUUGGACGCUCGCUUCGGAAAAUCUUCAGAAGCUCUACAAUAAUCUUGCAGGAGAUAUCCUGAUGUCCUGCGGAUUUAUCGCAUACCUAGCUCCAUUUAGUAUUGCCUACAGGAAGCGAGCACUAUGUGAAUGGCAUGCACUGUGCCUAACUCUCAGUAUUCCCUGCUCAGUACCAUUCAAAUUCACCGAAGUUUUGGGAUCGGAUAUUAAAUUGCAAAAUUGGAGUAUUGCCGGAUUGCCGAAGGAUUCCUUUUCAGCUGAGAAUGCAACAAUAAUGGAUAAUUCAAGUCGAUACAGCUUAUUCAUUGACCCUCAGAGUCAGGCAAAUAGUUGGAUAAAAACCCUCGAGAAGCCCAAUGGAUUGCGCGUUGUUAAAUUCUCUCAAUCGAACUACAUGACACUUUUGGCAGAUUGCAUUCAAUUGGGAACACCCUGUCUCAUUGAGAGUAUAAAAAAUCACCUGGAAGUCCAAUUGAAUCCCAUUCUCUUCAAACACACCUUCUUCCGCGAUGAGCAGGAAUUCAUUGAUCUGGGAUCGGAUGUUAUUGAAUUUAAUUCAAAUUUUCGUCUCUACUUAACUUCAAAUUCCCGCAAUCCCCACUACCUCCCGGAAGUUGUCAAUAAGGUGACAAUUAUCAAUUUUUCCUUAACCCUUCAGGGACUGGAGGAUCAAUUGCUGGGGAUUGUUGUGGCAAAAGAACGUCCGGAUUUGCAGGAACUUCGACAGAAGAUGAUUUUGGAGGGUGCAGAGAAUCAAAAGGUUCUAAAGGAAGUUGAAGAUAGUAUCCUGAAGACUCUUUCAACGAGCAAAGGGGAUAUUCUUGAAGAUGAACGUGCUAUAAAGAUUCUCGAUGACUCCAAAGUUCUCUCGGUGAAGAUUAAAGCCAAACAAUUGACAUCGAAGAAGACUGAACGAGAAAUUGAAGCUUUUCGCUUUAGCUAUCGUGCUGUAGCUUCACACUCCUCCGUACUCUACUACUGCAUUACGGAUCUCCCGAAUAUUGAUCCAAUGUACCAGUUCUCCCUGGGAUGGUACAUAAAUCUCUACAUUUUCUCCAUUGAAAAUGCCAACAAGUCAAAGGAUAUCUUUAGACGAUUGAAAUUCCUUAUGGACACAAUCACGCACAAUCUCUACACGAAUGUUUGUCGGUCAAUCUUUGAAAAGGAUAAACUUCUCUUUUCAUUCAUCCUCACAACGAAAAUUAUGAUUAUGUGCAAUCAAAUAAAUCAGGAGCAGUACAAUUUUCUCCUGAAAGGUGGGAAACCCAUUAAGGAUUCACUGGAGAAUCCUGCUCCAAGUUGGAUCGGGGACAAACUGUGGUUGCACCUUCAGCAACUUGAGCAAAUGGAGGAGUUCAGGGGCUUCAUUGAGGACUUCAAAGUGAACAUGGAUGAAUGGAAGGAGUACUAUGAUACGACAGAUCCCCAAACGGCUCCUUUCCCACGCUCCUGGGAUGGGAAGAUUAAUCGUUUUGAGAAACUCCUCGUUCUCAAUACCAUACGCCCCGAUAAAACUGCUGUGGCUAUUCAGGAGUUUAUAGCCUGUGAAAUGGGACCACUCUACGUGAGACCACCAGCUUUUGACAUUACGAAAUCCUUCGAGGAAGCCAAUUGUCUUAUGCCACUGAUUUUUAUCCUUUCCCCCGGAGCUGAUCCAAUUGGCGCCCUGACGUUGCAUGCGGAGAAAAUGGGAUUUAUUAAGGCGUUCGAGACGGUGUCAAUGGGAAAAGGUCAGGGACCCAUAGCGGAAAAACUCAUAAGAAAUGCCCAAAAAGCCGGGACGUGGGUUUGUCUGCAGAAUUGCCAUUUAGCCACAUCUUGGUUGCCGACACUUGAGCAAAUAUGGGAGGAUAUGGAUGUUCACAAUACUGCAUUGACUUUCCGCCUCUGGUUGACAAGCUACCCAGUUGAGAACUUUCCACCGACUCUUCUGCAGUACGGCGUGAAGAUGACGAAUGAACCCCCAACAGGAUUAAAGCAAAAUCUCUUGAGAUCCUACAAUUCCGAACCAAUGAAUAAUGAACAAUUCUACACGGGAUGCCCCGAUAAGUACAAAGCCUUCACAAAGCUCCUCUAUGGGCUAUGUUUCUUCCAUGCUGUCGUGCAGGAGCGUCGGAAGUUCGGUCCAAUGGGAUGGAAUAUCCCUUAUGGGUUCAAUGAGACAGAUUUUCAGAUUUCUGUGAAGCAACUGCAGAUGUUUAUUAAUGAAUUUGCAGAGAUUCCCUUUGAGACGGUGGCCUAUCUCACGGCUGAAUGCAACUACGGUGGAAGGGUAACAGAUGAGUGGGAUAGAAGAGUCAUUGGGACACUCCUUGAGGAUUACUUCAAUGAAAACGUAGUGAAGGAUGUAACGUACAAAUUUUCCGACACAAGUGCUGCCUUUGCAAUUCCCACCAAAUUUGAGCAUCGUGACAUUGUUAAGCACAUUGAGAAGAAUAUCCCAAAUGACCCAUCAACGGAAGUCUAUGGUUUGCACAUGAAUGCGGGGAUCUUCAAGGAUUUAACAAUGUCGAAAAUCCUCCUAAAAUGCCUAACAAUGACUCUAGGAACGGCAGAUGAUGAAACCCCUGAAAGGGCUCAAGAGAGUUUAGUUGAAAUUGUCAGGGGAAUAGAGAAGCGUCUUCCGGAAUUAUUUGAUUUGGAAGUCCUUGCCGUGAAAUUCCAAACAGACUACCAUGAAUCCCUGAAUACGGUGUUAAUGCAGGAGCUGGAGAAAUUCAAUGCUCUUCUUGAGGAAAUUCGCACAACAUGCCGUGAGAUUGAUGAUGCAGUUGGUGGUUUUGGCGUGUUCACACCGAGACUUGAAAAAAUCUCUAAGAGUCUAAAAAAUGGAGAAAUUCCCCGAAGUUGGCAAAAAAAAUCAUUCCCAAGCCUUAAACCCGUUGGUUCGUACAUUGAAGAUUUGCUGGAGAGAUUGACGUGGUUUGGGGAAUGGGCUACAUCCGGUACUCCGGAAACAUUCUGGCUUCCGGGCUUUUUCUUCACACAAACCUUCCUCACGGGAAUACUACAGAAUCACGCAAGGAGGUGCGGAAUUCCCAUUGAUGAGCUGACUUUCGAUCACACAAUUCUGGAGGAUGCCGAAGAGGAAUCUUCCAUGAUGGGAGUGAAGAUUUCGGGACUUUUACUGGAAGGAGCUAAAUGGAAUGCAGAGAAGAAGCUUCUUGAUGAGCAAGAAGCUAAAAUUCUCAUUGAUCCAAUGCCAAGGAUUAAUCUUCAGCCAAUUUUGCGUGAAAAUCUAAAAUUGGGGACUCGCUACAAGUGUCCAACGUACAGGACAAUGGAUAGGCGAGGGGAACUCUCAACUGCUGGACAUUCAUCAAAUUUUAUUCUUCCAAUCCUCCUACCCACCGAUAGGAAGUCAUCGCACUGGAUUAAACGAAGCGUUGCUCUUGUAUGCCAGACAAACGACUAAGCACCCCCACGUGGAUGCACUCACGAGAAUUCUGUCUUUUUUUUCGUUUAUUUUAUAUUUAUAUGAAAAUUGCGUAAUAAAUAACGUAAAACC